GCUUUAGCUGGCACCGAGUCUUUUUCAAGUAGCUGCAUUGGGUGAAUUACUGUAUUCAGACUGUACUUCAACCCAAAUAAAAAAGGCUUCAUUGACUUCUUCAGGCUGGUAGUCAUGAACAAAGCAUAUAAUUGGCUGUUCCUCAUCUUACUGCUGGCUGCAAUUGAGAAUAACGAAGGAUGCUACUGCAACCAUUAUCCCUGGACUGCCUGGUCUGGCUGUACAAAAACCUGUAAUUACGGGACUCAGAAUAGAUAUAGGCAAAUUGAAGUGGAUGAUUAUUACCGAAAAAACUUCUGUGCACAAAUUUGCACUACCCAGGAAUCCAGAGCCUGUAACCAGCAGACGUGUCCAAUCAACUGCCGGCUUGGAGACUUUGGUCCCUGGUCAGAAUGUGAUCCAUGUGUUAAAAAACAAUUUCGUACCAGAUCCUUUACCCAACUAGCUCAGUUUAAAGGUCAGCCAUGUAAUGAACCUUUGGUGGAGUCACGACCGUGUUUUCCCACAAAACUUUGCAACAUGGAGGAAACUAACUGUGGCAACAAAUUCCAUUGCGAAAAUGGUCGCUGCAUUAGCCAGAAGUUAAAGUGCAAUGGAGAAAAUGAUUGUGAGGAUAAUUCAGAUGAAAGGAACUGUCCACGUGUGCGACCCGUGUGUGCUAGAAAACAUGAGAGCAUUCCUGGUGUGGGCCUAAUGGGCCACGGAUAUCAUAUUCUGGCAGGAAUGCAUCAAGGCGAAGUUCUCCAUAAUUCUUUUAAUGGAGGCACCUGCAGACUUGUGAAGACCAGCGACUUGAGGAAAACAUAUCGGCUUCCUGCAAACUUAGAGUCUGUUUUCUUCCAGGUAGUGAAUGAAGAAGAUGAGGUGGCUUCAGAAUAUUACAAUGAUUUAAUUCCCUUUGAAAGCCAUACUUCUCAGAGUAGUUCUUUCUCUGGCUCUGGCCGAAGCCGAUCUGGAAUCCCAUUCCUGUUCUCCAAGAAGACAAAAGUUCACAUCACAUCCUCUUCCUCCUUCAAGGAAGCAAUAAAAGCUUCAAAGAGAAAGGAGUCCAACUUUAUUAGGAUCCAUAAAGUGAUAGCGGUAUCCAACUUCACAAUGAAGGAAUCAGACUUGCAGCCGUCGAAGGUGUUCUUAGAGGCGCUUAAUAGCUUGCCCCUGGAGUACAACUAUCCCCUUUACAGCCAGAUAUUUGAUGAUUUCGGCACACAUUACUAUUCCUCUGGGUCACUGGGAGGCAUAUAUGACCUCCUUUAUCAGUACAGCGCUGAAGAGCUGAGAAAUUCAGGUUUAACACAGGCAGAAUCGCAAGAGUGCAUCCGGACAGAAACGACCAGGCGUAUCUUUGGUUUUAAAAGGAGGAAAGUGAGAACAAGCUGUACAAGCAACAGAAUGUCUGCUCGUCAUGAAGGUUCAUUUCUGCAAUCCUCAGAGAAGUCCGUAUCCUUCAUCAAAGGUGGAAGAUCCCAGUUUGCUGCAGCUCUUGCUUGGGAAAGGAAAGGAGCUUUUCCUGAGCACACUGUCUUUACCAAUUGGCUGGAAUCAAUGAAGGACAAUCCAACUGUGAUCGACUUUGAGCUGAUUUCCAUUCUGGAGCUGGUGAAGAACAUCCCCUGUGCAGCAACCAAGCGUAGCAAUCUUAGGAAAGCUCUUUCUGAGUAUGCAGCACAGUUUGACCCGUGCCAAUGUGCUCCAUGCCCCAACAAUGGCAAGGCAGUGCUGUCUGGAACAGAGUGUUUAUGUGUGUGCCGGGCUGGGACUUACGGUGAUAACUGUGAAAUACGGGCACCAGAUUAUCAUUCAGUUGCGGUUGAUGGUAAUUGGAAUUGCUGGGGUUCAUGGAGUCCCUGUGAUGGUUCCCAUAAGAGACAGAGAAGCCGCACCUGUAACAAUCCUUUCCCUCAAAAUGGAGGGAAGCCAUGUGAAGGUGAACAAGCGGAAGAAGAAGCAUGCUAUUUUUCCAUAUUUGUUGACAGGGGAGCUAUAUGUGUAAAUGAUGAUGAAGCAACAAGGGAGGGUAACAUUGCAGUUGAGAGACCUGAAUCCGGAUGUCUCAAACCAAAUCCACCAGAACAUGGAUUUAUCAGGAAUGAGAAGAACCAUUAUGACGUUGGGGAAAAUGCUGAAAUUGUGUGCUUCAGUGGAUACACUCUUACUGGAUAUCCGUUCUUUCACUGCCAGCCUGAUCAAACUUGGUUGCAACGUCCUGUCGAAUGCCAAUUAUCUGCAUGUCGCAGACCGGCAGUCUCAGAUGUUGUAUCUAUUUUCCCUUUUAAAAGUGAAUAUGACAUUGGGGAAACAAUCCGCCUAAGUUGUGCACCAACCUUUAGGUUAACUGGCCAUUCUGAGUACACCUGUGUAAGUGGUCCCGCCUGGCGUCCUUCUGUAGUGAGACUGCUUACCUGUGAGAAAGAUGAUUCUCUACAUUCUCAAAGCAAUUGCAAACCAGGUGAAAAGCAAGUUGACUCCCAAUGUGUGUGUAUGAACCCUAGAGAAGACUGCAGACACUAUUCUGAAGAUGUCUGUGUCCUGGAUGCCACUUCUGAAGAAGCACUUACAAAGCCUAGCUGCCCAUAUUUGGCUGAAAAAUGCCUGGAUCAGCAUUCCUUCCAUUUCUUGCAUUCUGGCCGCUGCCGGAGUGGGACCGAUGUUAGUUGGGCUAAGGAAAGGCUCAAAAUUGCCACGGACAGCAUAAAGAGAGAACCUUGUGGCUAUGAUACAUGUUACGACUGGGAGCAGUGCUCAGAGUCACAUGGUAAAUGUGUCUGCUUGCUGCCUAACCAGUGCCCGCGUGGUGGGGAGCCCAUUUCCUGUGUCCAAAUAAAGACAAGAAAGAUAACAGCAAACCUUUGCAUGCUGGGAGCAUUGAAGUGCUCCAAUACGGACAUUGUAAUUUUACAGGAAGGGACCUGUCCAAACUAAAAGAUGUUAGUUUUUCAUUCCUGGACAUCAAUAGCAUGAAUGGCUGUUUUUUUUUUGUUUGUUUUUUUUUUUGCAUUGGCCUUCCCAAAUUGCUUUAAUUCCAGCAUCCGAGCAUCUCAUUCCAGCCUCUCUUAUUCAUGUCAUCACCACACAUCUGAAGUUCACGACAAUUCCUCUUUUCUCCAACUGACUAACUGAGCAUGGAUGAAGUGCACUGCAUACAAAAAGUUAGUUGAGCUUUGAUUCCACUGUCACAACCUUCUUGGCUCCUUUCAUGGGAUGAAAUUCAGUUUCGAAUCGCAAAUGCCAGGAAUAAGUGUCCAGUGUCCAUUCCAGAGGUGGGUUUCAGCAGGUUCUGACCAGUUCUGGAGAACCGGUGGUGGAAAUUUUGAGUAGUUCGGAGAACUGGUAGUAAAAAUUCUGCCUGGCCCCACCCCCAUCUAUUCUCUGCCUCCCAAGUCCCAUCUGAUCGGGAGGAAAUGGGGAUUUUGCAGUAACCUUCCCCUGGAUUGGGGAGGGAAUGGAGAUUUUACAGUAUCCUUCCCCUGCCAUGCCCACCAAGCCAUGUCACGCCCACCAAGCCACACCCACAGAACCGUUAGUAAAAAAAUUUGAAACCCAACACUGGUCCAUUCCAAUAAUAUGAGCUCUCUAAAAUGAACCCUAAAUAGCAGCUGUUCCUUCAACAUGGCCGCUGCUGCUUCUCUCCAUUCUGACAAGCAUUUUUGCACUGCUUUAAAAGUCCUCCUCACUUCUUGUGCCAGCCAGCAAUUCCAAUGCAUUAAAAAAAAAAAAAAGCAACAGGCAUUUUUCUCUGCUUCCUUCCUGGUUUUGCCAUCAGCCCACCUGUUCUGUGGCCAGAAAGCCAAACAGAUCAAAAACAGUUCUCUUAGAUCAGCUACAGUGCGACAGUGGCAUAUGGAUGUCAUUUGCAUUCCAACAAAUUCAAUCCUUUCUAUCUACCACUUUCAUUUUAAGCAGAGGUGGAAAGCCUUGACAAGCCAACAACCACUGAUCUAAAAUAGAUUUCCCAACUAUAUGUCUUCCAGAUGUAUAGAUAAAGCAAAUCCCAGAAUUCCUUACCAACUCCAAUAUCAGUACAGAUAAUAUUAAGCUAGGUAGUCCAAUGCCGUGGCUGCUAAUUUAUCUUCCUUACCAAGAUACUUCUUGAUUGAAUACUAUUAAGUUGUUAACUAGAAUUAUUAUUAGUUGUAGUACUGAUAUACCUGCAAACUGCAAACUUUCUCUGGCUUGAAUUAUCCUAAUGUCUAAUUUGAGGGAAGUCCUUAAAUAUCAUGUUGGGAAAUAAUAUUUUAAUGAGACACAAAUCUACUCUGAAAUCACUGAGCUCAAUGAAACUUAUUCUCUGCUAAGCACAUACACAAUUGCAACCAAACUGUUUUCAAAAAAAGAUUAUUAACAGUUGUUAUUUAACUCCUAUACAAUGCACAGGACAAUCUGUAGACUUUAUUCUGAACAAAAAUAAAUUAUCGGCUCUAUAAUAACUGCUCAGCAUUAAUUCACUGUAACCUUGGAACUGGCUUGGCUUAAAUUUCCCAACUUUCUAUUCUGUUAACACUUAACCAAUACAAAUAAAUGGCUGCUGAAAACAGCCAAUCUCU
Pantherophis guttatus is the source of this 4541-nucleotide messenger RNA. Its product is annotated as complement component C6-like. Gene Ontology annotation, molecular function: protein binding. Gene Ontology annotation, cellular component: membrane attack complex. NCBI's taxonomy places the organism in Eukaryota, Metazoa, Chordata, Lepidosauria, Squamata, Colubridae. The record is from RefSeq and is a predicted model, not a curated record. Gene Ontology annotation, biological process: complement activation.